AUGCGUUUGCUCAACUUGCCUGCGCCGCUCCUUGCCAUUGCGCUGUCUGCUCUCUACAGUCCUUCAGAAUGCCUGCCUCUGGUGGCCGAUCGACAAGAUCACCAGCUGGGCAGGUUCCACGCUCUCAGGCCGAGGGCGAGCUACUCGAUAGUGCCCAUCGACGGUGGCAGCCCAGCGACAACACAACAGGAAAGCACCACCACGGUUGUGCAAACAGUCACGUCGUCGCCGACAGCAACGCCUGAGAUCACCGUCACGGCCACCGGGAAAGAUACCACCAAGACGGUCACCCAGACAGACAUCUCGGUUGUGCCGCCCGAGUCACCAACGACCGUCACGGCCACUGCUCCCGUCACCAUCGUCACCACACACACCGUGACCGACGAGACACCCUCAACGAGCUCUACCUCCUCUUCGACCUCCUCCAGCGCACUGCCGAGUUCUGCUGUGCCCACGACGAGCUCUGUCUCAAGCACCUCGCAGAUUACCCCGAGUGCCACACCUUCCACCGCCCUGACGUCCUCGACCGAUUCCUCGCUAAGCUCGACCUCGACUGACAGCACCUCUGUCACUGCCUCAGCGUCCGCCUCGGAAUCUUCCUCGUCCUGCUCGACAUCGGAAUCUGCCGCCAGUAGCACCACCUACGCGGCCCCCUCGUCGCCACCUCCCUACCCAACCUCAAGCGCCGUGUCUCCUCCACCCUAUGCACCCACCGGCCAGGUCCCGACACCCUCGACGUUCGUGACGAGCAGCUCGGCCGCGACCCCGACCUCAUACGACAACGGGCAGUGGCACACAGCAUACCCAGCUUGGAACGGCACCCGCAUCUAG
This is a messenger RNA of Diaporthe citri, 831 nucleotides long. RefSeq lists its product as uncharacterized. The transcript has a single exon. Lineage: Eukaryota; Fungi; Ascomycota; Sordariomycetes; Diaporthales; Diaporthaceae. The coding region runs from base 1 to 831 and encodes 276 amino acids. The record is from RefSeq and is a predicted model, not a curated record.